UCCUAGUCAUUUCCUUCUUGUUUCCCCCAAAAAAGCAAAAUCGCUAAAAGAAAGAAAGGAGUGCCAAACUUGGUUCAUCUAUUUUGUUUAUGACUAUUGUUCAUGGACUCCACUAAGCCACAAGCUAGAUUCACGCUGGGCAAGCAGUCCUCGCUGGCACCGGACCGUGACGACUCUGUGACUGUUGCCAAUGACGAGGAGGACGGCUCGGAGGCGAUCGAACCGACGGUUCGGCUGAUGUACCUGGCCAACGAGGGCAAUCUGGGGGGGAUUAAGGAGCUGUUGGACUCGGGGACCAACGUCAAUUUCCGAGACAGCGAUGACCGCACCGCCUUGCAUGUCGCCGUGUGCCAGGGCCACACCGAUGUCGUCCGGUUGUUGCUUGAGCGCGGCGCCGAGGUCAACCGCAAGGACCGCUGGGGCAGCACGCCUCUUGCUGAUGCAGUAUAUUACAAAAACCAUGAUGUUAUCAAACUUUUGGAGAAACAUGGUGCAAAGCCUCCGGUGGCUCCCAUGCAUGUCCAAAAUGCUCGUGAAGUCCCAGAGUAUGAGAUUGAUCCUAGUGAGCUUGAUUUUUCUAACAGUGUUGACAUAACAAAGGGAACCUUUUGCAUUGCAUCAUGGCGUGGGAUUCAAGUUGCUGUUAAAACGCUUGGGGAGGAAGUCUUCACUGAUGAGGAUAAAGUGAAGGCAUUUAGGGAUGAGCUAGCAUUACUUCAGAAAAUACGCCAUCCGAAUGUUGUGCAAUUUUUGGGUGCCGUAACCCAAAGCAGUCCAAUGAUGAUUGUCACAGAAUAUUUGCCCAAGGGAGAUUUGUGUGCCUACUUGAAACGAAAAGGUGUCUUAAAGCCAAUAGCAGCUGUGAAGUUUGCACUUGAUAUUGCUAGGGGAAUGAAUUAUUUGCAUGAGCAUAAACCUGAAGCAAUAAUUCACCGAGAUCUUGAGCCUUCAAACAUACUGCGGGAUGAUUCUGGCCAUCUGAAAGUUGCAGAUUUUGGGGUCAGCAAGCUGCUGAAAGUUGCAAAUACAGUUAGAGAAGACAGACCUGUGACUAGCCAAGAUACGUCUUGGCGAUAUGUGGCUCCAGAGGUUUAUAGAAAUGAAGAAUAUGAUACAAAAGUGGAUGUGUUUUCAUUUGCUUUGAUCUUGCAAGAGAUGAUUGAAGGGUGCCCACCAUUUUCUACAAAGACAGAAAAUGAAGUUCCUAAAUUAUAUGCCACAAAUGAGCGCCCGCCAUUUAGAGCUCUGGACAAGCAGUAUGCGCAUGGAUUAAAAGAGUUAAUUCAGGAGUGUUGGAGCGCGGAACCAUUCAAGAGACCAACUUUUGGGCAUAUAAUUAAGAGAUUGGAAGUCAUUCAUAACCAGCUUGUUCAACAAAGGAGCUGGAAGGCUCGGCCUCUUAAAUGUUUCCAGAACCUUGGGGCCCUGUUGAAGAGAGAUCCUUCACGCAGCCGAUCAUCUUGCUCCACAGUCAGAUGAGUAAUUAUUGCCUAAAUGCAUGCAGAAUUUCAGUCCUUCAUCAGCUUGAAGUGAAGAAACAUUUUGUGGCAGGUUUCCGCAGUGCAAAAAUAUAAUGUUUUGACUUGGUUUCAUUUCACUUGUUAAACCAUGUCUUUCUGACAUGUUGGGUUUGUUCUUACGUAUGAAGAACUACAAUUUGGCAGACAUGGAUGUAUGACAGGUUCACAGUUUCAAUGUGUUGGAUCCCUCCUUUCCGAUGAGUUAUUUAAGGAAACCUAACCUUUUUAUUGUUCUUAUGAAUCUGUCUGAACUUACAGUUGACUGGCA
Messenger RNA from Corylus avellana, 1788 nucleotides. Its product is annotated as Integrin-linked protein kinase family. Lineage: Eukaryota; Viridiplantae; Streptophyta; Magnoliopsida; Fagales; Betulaceae. The record is from RefSeq and is a predicted model, not a curated record. Gene Ontology annotation, biological process: protein phosphorylation. Gene Ontology annotation, molecular function: protein binding; protein serine/threonine kinase activity; ATP binding.